Panicum virgatum (switchgrass) is the source of this 735-nucleotide messenger RNA. RefSeq lists its product as uncharacterized. The record is from RefSeq and is a predicted model, not a curated record. Lineage: Eukaryota; Viridiplantae; Streptophyta; Magnoliopsida; Poales; Poaceae. The transcript has a single exon. The coding region runs from base 1 to 735 and encodes 244 amino acids.
AUGCUCACUAGACGCGAUGAGCAGACGGCACUCCUCCGUGAGCUCGUGGCGCAGGGCAGAGCGCCGCAGCCUGAGCAUCGCCACCAGCCACCUAUCCCUGGAUAUGAGGGAUUUCUGAGCACCCAACUGCCGUUGUUUCAUAAAGCAGAUGAGCCACUGGAAGCAGAUAGCUGGCUCCGGACCAUAGAGUCCAAAUUCACCCUACACCCGUACAAUGAUGGGGACAAGGCAGGAUUUGCUGCUCAGCAGCUUAGGGGCCUUGCACGCACAUGGUGGAACAAUCAUGUGGCUAUGUUUCCGGCGGGCACUCGAUUCACCUGGGCGGAGUUCAAGAACGCCUUUAGAACACAUCACGUCCCUGCAGGGGUCAUUCGCAGGAAGCUCACUGAGUUCUUGGCCCUGAAACAGGGUAACAACAGUGUCCUACAGUAUGCCCAGGUCUUCGGCAAUUUAUCGCAGUAUGUGGACUACCACGUGGACACAGAUGAGAAGAAGCAGGCUUGCUUCAGGCAGGGGCUCAGCAGUAAGCUCCAAGAUCGCCUGACUAUGGUCAAGUUUGACACCUUUAGUGAGCUGGUCAAUGGUGCUAUCAUUCAAGAAGAUGCCCACUUGGCUCACAAAGCAGAGAAGAAGAGAAAGACGCCGGCGGCGGGAUCUUCGAGCAGUACUCCCCAGAGAUUUCGCUUGGUGCAGUUGGGCCCACAGCAUGCCCCCUUUCAGCACCAGCCACCGUAG